GGUCGAAACAUUGCACUGAAGCAGAACACAUCGCAGACGUCGACCUUCACGAUGCCGGGCUACAGCUUCAUAGCAGGGAACGCCGUCGACGGAGCCACUCACUCGGACGUGCGGCACAACUCGUGCACUCAGACGAACGACGAGCGGGUCCCGGUAUGGAACGUCUCGUUCGACAGAAGUUAUUUCAUCACAAGAUAUGUUCUGUACAGCGCGGGCGGGCCAACAGGUAUGUAG
Lymnaea stagnalis (great pond snail) is the source of this 234-nucleotide messenger RNA. NCBI's taxonomy places the organism in Eukaryota, Metazoa, Mollusca, Gastropoda, Lymnaeidae. The record is from the annotation of a GenBank genome assembly.